Alosa sapidissima (American shad) is the source of this 4574-nucleotide messenger RNA. RefSeq names its product protein zyg-11 homolog. Gene Ontology annotation, cellular component: Cul2-RING ubiquitin ligase complex. Lineage: Eukaryota; Metazoa; Chordata; Actinopteri; Clupeiformes; Clupeidae. The record is from RefSeq and is a predicted model, not a curated record. The transcript is spliced from 15 exons. Bases 297 to 2495 code for a protein of 732 amino acids.
AUGACGUUUGACACCCGAGUGACCAAUUGAGAGCCUGUCGUCAAGAGCUUCAAACAUGAUAGACACGGCCGAAGCUAGAGUAUCGAAUUAUGGUGUUCUAUUUUGAAAAUGAACAAUUUUACGCGUAUAGAUUGUGUUGCAUACGAAUGGUUUACUUAGGCCUAUUUGAAUUGGCGAAUACGGGGUUUAGAAUAAUGUGAAGUUAGUAGCGUUACAAGCUUACUGCACUUCACGAGAAGUUUUUCCUCUACGAGCCUCCUCUGCAGGUUGUCAAGAUCUGCUACCUUUAUUCCACUAUGGAAGAGGAUAACCCUGCGGCCCUGGUUGACAUCUGUCUAGCCUGGGUCUGUCACAGCAUGGAGCAGCUCUGUGUGAAACGUGAGGAUGGAUCGCUUCGUUUCCACCACUGCCCCGUCUUUCCCCAGCUGCUAGCAGACCAGCUGCUCAGCAAGAUGGCAGAGGAAGGUGUGUUAAAUGAUAGCACCAUCGGAGUUUUCCGCAGCCAUGAGCACCUGCGCCUCCGCCGUGUGUGCCUGCGAGCGUCGCACCUCUCCGCCGAGGCCUUCUGCCUCGCCACGCAGCCCCACAGACUGCAGGAGUUGGAUGCUUCCAGAGUUCACGGCGGCUUGACUGUAUCAGAUGUGCUGCUCAGCCUCGCAGCCAACACUGAGUCUUCAGACAACCUGCAACGGCUCAACCUGAGCAGACUGGAAAUGGGAGAGGGGUUCCUCGAGAACGAGCGUCUCAGCUUCAGCUCGAUGCCGGGCCUGAGGACAGUGCUUCUGGCCGGCACGGAGCUGGACGACUCGGGGCUGCAGGACCUCUGUACCCUUCCUCGACUGGAGGCUCUGGACAUCUCUAGCACUUGCGUCACUGACCUCACGUCACUGCUGGACUGUCAGGCCACCCUGAUGUCCCUUUCGGCCCACGGCCUCAGACACCUGGAGAUGCCUGCUGCGCGCCUCCUGCUCGUGCUGGGCCGGCUCGAACGGCUCCGGCACCUGGACCUGUCCGACGACAGACUGACCAGCGACGGGGACAGCGUGGUGGAGCAGCUGUUGGAGAAGCCCGGCAUCCUCCCGGCGCUGCUGUCGCUCGACAUGUCAGGCCGGAGGGGCAUCACAGACAAUGCGGUCCAGGCGUUUCUGGAAGCAAGGCCAAACAUGACCUUCAUUGGACUGCUAGCCACUGGAGCAGGCUUUAGUGACUUUUUCACUGUUAAGAGCAACCUGAAGGUUGCUGGAGAGGCCAACAUCCACCAGAUCAGUGAGGCCCUGAAGAGGUACUGUGAGAGGGAGUGCUUCAUACGAGAGGCUCUAGUUCACCUCUACAGCCUGACCAAUGACACGGACGAACCUCAGUCAGAUGUCUUGAAGCUUGUAAUUAUGGGAAUGAAAAGCCAUGAGCAGUCAUUGCAUGUCCAGCUGGUGGCCACAGCCUGCAUAUUCAAUCUCACAACUCAAGAUAAGGUCCUGGGCAUGCCACUUUGCCUUCUGAGAACCACAGUCCAUCAGCUUCUGAUCGCCAUGAGGCAUUUUCCAAACCAUGAACAGUUACAGAAGAACUGCUUGCUUUCACUCUGCAAUGACCGAAUUCUACAAGAUGUCCCAUUUGACAGAUUUGAUGCAGCUAAGCUGGUUAUGAGCUGGCUGAGCAGCCGUGAAGACCACACCCUUCAGAGAAUGGCUGUAGCAAUUGUCUCCAUACUGGUGUCUAAGCUUACCACUGAGGAGACUACACGACUCGGUGCUGAGGCCUUUAUCAUGGAGCAACUCCUCAGCAUUGUCCAGCAGAAGGCUUCAGCUGGGGUGGUGGACUCCACCUUGAAGUUCGCUCUGAGCGCUCUGUGGAACCUCACAGAUGAGAGCCCAGCUGCCUGCCGCCACUUCCUCCAAUGCCAGGGCCUGGAGCUGUAUACAGAGGUGCUUGAGUCCUACUACACAGAGUCCUGUAUCCAGCAGAAAGUCAUGGGUUUGUUGAAUAACAUUGCAGAGGUGGUGGAGCUGAGGGCUGACCUGAUGGAUGAAGACCUCCUGGAGCACGUGCUCACUCUGCUGGGGGGUGCUGACGUGGAGGUUGGGGUCAGUUACUUUGCAGGUGGGAUAUUGGCCAACUUGACCUCCACAGGAGUAUCAGCCUGGACCCUGGACUUGGAGCUUCGUGACACCAUCCUGUCCAAGCUGCAUUCUGCCAUCCUGACAUGGACCCCACCCCAACAUGAAAUGGUAUCCUAUAGAUCAUUCCAGCCAUUCUACCCUCUGCUCAACAGCUCCCAGCCCACUGGAGUACAGCUGUGGGCAGCCUGGGCAGUGCACCUGGUCUGUAGACAAAAUGCCUCCCAGUAUGCCAGUAUGCUCCAGGAGGAGGGGGGCCUGGACAUUUUAAAGAGCCUCAUUUUGCACCCCGACACUCAUGACGAUGUCCGCAAGCUAGCAGAGAGCAUUGUGGGUAUCUCAGAACAAGCUGAGCAAGCCCGCCGAGAAAGAGAGGGCUGAUCUUUAGCAUGCUGUCUACGGAGUGUCGGAACAGUGUUUAAAUACAUCAGAGUGGAGAGCUUCCUCUGCCUGUCCUGGACACUGUCAGCCUUGUGACCAGCUCCCGCGUGAGAUAGCUUACAUUUCAUGUCGGACAGUUGCUGAUAGCUCUUGAACCAACGAAACAGAUGGUAUUGUAAAAAUGGACGUCAACUUUAAGUGGUUGUCCCCAAAAUGCGGUGCAGCAUACAGUAUACAGACAGAUGCCCUGAUGUCAGUAGACAUCAAGGUGUGGCUGUAGACUCUACAUUGAAAAGUGAACUUUUUUAUACGUUCUGCCAUUUUGGCAAAAGGUUGUCGAUAUUUGAGCCCUAAAGCCAAUCAAAUUAUAGCCCUUUCUCCAGUGGGACCCUAAGGAGACCCUUUGGAAAAAUAAGGUGAAUUAAGAAUAGAUUGAGAGUAAUUUGAGAUCUCCACUUGAACUUAAAUUGGACUUGGGCUGACAAGAGGAGGGCUAUUAGAAAAAACAGGUGAGAUCUCAAAAAGAGUUGAUUUAUUUCUCUAUCUACCACCCCGCACAUUGUGGCGCCAAGCAACGGAAGUCUUGUUCAUUUCACGGGGGCUGCCAUGGCCUACUGGUUAGGGGUUUGGGCUUGCAACCGAAGGGUUGCCGGUUCGAUCCUUGACCCAGUAAGAAAAACGUAGGUGGGGGUAUACGCAAGUAUACUUGGCCUAUAAACCUAAUUUACAUUUCUCACACCCAACACAGUGAUGAUUUUUACGCUAAGCACUCAAGUUCGCAACUUGUCAAUGAAAGAUAGGUGUGGUCAGGCACAUGAUCAAAAAAAUCACUGUUUUCACGCCACUAAAAAUGAUAACGCCACUGUCCAAGAAAAACCUGGUCUAAAGUGAAAGCUGCAUGUAAUGCACAGCUAUUUUGAGGGUGCCCUGCCCCUGUCACGAAAUGUAAGUUAGACAUUAGCAACGAGUCCUAGGCAAUGACUGUCUGUUUGGAUGAAUGCCCUUACAAUUGUUAUUCAGUCAUUUGAAUACUAUUGGGGUAAGUGUUGCUUUUUUCAGGCUAUGUUUUCGAUUGUAACCACUUGUCAAUAGUGAAAGUAAAUAACUGAGUGUAAGACUUUGUUUUGUCAUUGCCUAUGAAUUCAAAUAAUAGGCGAGUGCAGAUGUAUGUAGGCUAUACUCUGCUUGUCACACACACGUUUUAGUAAAGUAAGAUUUAGUGGAAUCCUGGUAUUGCAUACAUGGUCUCACAUGCAAGCAGAUUCCUUUGGCACUGAAUAAAUAAAAAACAUGGUCUCUGUGGACAGCCCAGGCUCCAAAAACGGCAGCAAAAACAAGCUGGUCCAUAAAAGCAUAACAAACUGUUCCAGCAAAUCAUUGACAAGAUGCGUGUUUAGGAGAGUUUCCAUUACACUGGAGGGAGGGGGAGGGAGUAGCGGGCUAGCUCUCUGUUUUGUUUGACAGAAGUGACGUUAUCCAACAUUGCUUAGAGCACCUUUAACUACCAUCAACAUAAUGUUAAAAGGUUUAAAAUGUUCUCCACCCAGUUUUAAAUCCAAUUUUCCCCUUUCUACACACAAUUAUAUAUCAUUGUGAAAUGUGAAUGUAUGCUGAAAUAGUUGUCCAUUUGAUAGAAGGUUAAUAGCUGUGAAAUAGCAUAAGAAAAUAUAGCAGGCACUGUGUUAUCAUUUUAGUCACUAUCAGACAAGUCCCAUGUUAAAGGAACACCAGGCAACGUUUUCGUGUUAAUUACUCAUCUUAUAAGUCGAUAAGGCGAUUGUUGCAAACGUGUGUAUAAUGGCAGAGCCGGCGAAGAAGCAGCGAAAACCCUUGACGGAAGAUGCAAAGAAAAGGAAAAGAGCUUCAGACCGAGCGAGGGGGAGUUUCAUAGAGAAAAAGCAUCAGGCUUGCCUGGGGUCCCUUAAAAAGUUUAAGACCAUUAUCACUUUGCAUUCGUAAUGUUGGAUGUUUAUAUAAUGUAUUAGUUCAUUGUGUAAAACUAAAUUAUUUCUUGACCCUCUGAACUGGUAAUUAAACUGUCAUAACAGUUGUAUGUAGCAAUAAAAAGUAUCAUAUCUA